This is a messenger RNA of Cephus cinctus (wheat stem sawfly), 2004 nucleotides long. RefSeq names its product mitochondrial sodium/calcium exchanger protein-like. The transcript has 9 exons. Bases 214 to 2004 code for a protein of 596 amino acids. Gene Ontology annotation, cellular component: membrane. Lineage: Eukaryota; Metazoa; Arthropoda; Insecta; Hymenoptera; Cephidae. Gene Ontology annotation, molecular function: calcium:sodium antiporter activity. The record is from RefSeq and is a predicted model, not a curated record. Gene Ontology annotation, biological process: monoatomic cation transport; transmembrane transport; intracellular calcium ion homeostasis.
CUGUCUGACUACAUAUAGUCUUCGUUCUGCAAUUUAAUAUAACAUCAUUCCUCCUCGCAUUCCAUGCACUGUAUAAUGUGACUUCGAGGUAUCGUACGUGGAAUUUUCGAUCUAUAAAUUCUUUUCUCCAUAUAUUGUGGCAGAAAACGAUCCGUAUUGACAUAUGUUGAAAGUCUUCACGAGUGCAUAGGUUAAAGGCUUAAAAGUGAUAUCAUGAAAUUUCGCGGACUGCGAUAUUACGGGGCUUCCGGUGCUUUGCCAAUAAAAGAAGAUCAGUGCUCUUAUCUGUGGAAUAUUGCGCCGAAGGAUCGGUGCGAGUGGAUAAAAUAUACUUUCGAUUGCGAGACCGAUUCAUUGAUACAGUACACGGAAAACCUCUUCUGUAUUUUUGAUACAGAACAACCAGGACUAUUCGCAAUUGGAUUAAUUCUCAAUGUACUGUGGCUAUUGUACCUCUUCCUUAUCCUAGGAACAACGGCGGACAACUUCUUUUGUCCCUCACUCGCUGUAAUAGCGACGCUUUUAAGUCUCUCCGAGAACAUAGCAGGUGUAACGAUUCUAGCCUUUGGAAAUGGCGCACCUGAUAUAUUUACGUCUCUGGUCUCGGACCCUGAUGAGAGCAUCAUUAUAUUCACGGAAUUGAUUGGAGCGGGGAUUUUCGUGACAGCAGUUAUCAUUGGCUCCGUAGCUAUUGUCUCUCCAUUUCGUGUUACCAUCAAGCCCUUCAUGAGGGAUGCUUGCUUCUACGCGAUGGCUGUAGCCUGGAUAAGUUUCGUCGUCAGGGACGAGGCAAUUGACCUGUGGGAGGCCAUAAGUUUCAUACUGAUUUAUAUCAUAUUCAUCUGCGUCGUCGUGUUAAUGCAAAUGCGCCAGAAUCGCGAAGAAAGUCGUAAGACAAGAAUGCCAAAUGUGAAUGAUAUAGAAAUUCUGAAUACGUAUUUGGCGAAUCGCAAUGAACAUUCAGCGCCUAGUCUUGUAUUGCGACCUCGUGCUUUUAGUCUCCAGGUAAAGUUAGAAAUGGCGAAGGCUGCGGAAGCUAUAAGAGCAAAGGCACUUGGUGAGACUUAUUUAAGAACUGAUACAAAUACGGGAGAGGAAGCUGGACGAUCUGCCUCGAGGAGACCGAAAGGACUUUUUAAGGAAUUUUUCUUCGACAUGUCACCGUUUAAUCUGGAUGAGUGGCGCAAGACAAAUAUUUUUCUUAAAAUCGUCUUGAUCCUUCGUGUACCUUUCAUGAUAGUACUACAACUCUUCGUACCGGUAGUCGAUCAGCUUGUGGAAAAUAGAGGAUGGUCGAAAUUACUUAACUGUUUACAAAUCUGCAUAUUACCAACAGCGAUUUUAUUUAUUUUGAAAUUGUGGGAUCAGUGGAUCGGACCUAUUCCGAUACUUCCUGUAGUAUUUGGAACGACUGCGCUGAUAGCAAUUAUUGUCUUUCGAAAUACAUCCGUGGGUCGUGUACCAAAAUAUCAUAACGUAUUUGCCAUUUUGGGAUUUAUGGCGGCCAUGGUAGUGGUCUAUAUGGUAGCACAAGAGGUAUUGGCAGUUCUCCAGUGCAUUGGACAUGCCGGUGGCAUUUCCGACGCCAUGUUAGGAAUUACUUUUCUGUCGUGGGGCAAUAGCGUUGGUGAUCUAAUUUCCAACGUGACUAUCGCCAAACAAGGUUUCCCACGUAUGGGAUUUUCUGCCUGUUUCGGAGGUCCCAUGUUUAAUACCUUAUUAGGAUUUGGAUUGACUUACGGUAUAGGCUGUAUUCAAUCGUCAAACUUUCAGAUCCGUUUGAGAGUAAGUGAUAUGGCACCUGGCUGUAUAAUGUUUCUCCUUACUUCUAUAUUCAUUUCAAUAGUAUAUUUGAACACAACAGGCGGCAUAGCACGUCGCUCUUAUGGAUAUCUUCUAUUUUCACUUUACUUAAUUUUCCUGGUUAUCAAUUUUCUCAGCGAAAUUCACUACAUCCAUCCUCUUGGUACAGAUCAUCACGAGGAUGAUUAUGACUACGAAUAA